AUGGCAUAUCAUCACAAGUCUGGGUAUCAAAAAGCUAAAGACCGUGAAGAUAAAAAGAAACGUGAGGAAGCGGUCAUUUCAAAAACUGUUAAAAUAACUGAGCUUUUUCCUACGAUUAGUGUCAAUGUCAAUAGAGAAGACCCACCAUCAAAUUCACCUUUACCAUGUGUUGGUCAGUGUGGUUUGCCUGGUCAAUUUGGUCAUGAAUUUGAACGUGAUAACAGUGUUGCAGCUAAACCAGAAGCACAAGCUGGUUCCAAAGGUGAUGACAAUUCUUUUUCCACUGACAUUGGGCAAUGGUCUGAAGUGGAAAUCAAUGAUACAUUCUGUAACUUUUGGGUAACUCGUGGCAGUGAAUGUUGUCAACAUUCAAAUGCUGACUUCACUAGUUCAAUGCAAAUCGAUGGAAAACAGAAGCGCUACUGCUCACAGAAUCUCUUUUAUCGUGUUCAUUCUCGCAAUGGUGAGAAAGUCCCAAGGUCAUGGUUGUGUUAUUCACCAACAACAUCUCGCAUUUACUGCUUUGUAUGUAAAUUAUUUUCUGCUGAUGAUAAUUCAUUCUCAAGGAACGGUUUUUGUGAUUGGAAAAAUUCAGCUUCACGAAUACAGUCACAUGAAAACAGCAUUGCACAUAGAAAUGCAACAAUCACAUUCAGCCAAAGAGUACAAGUCAGAGGAUGUGUAGAUUCAGCAAUAGUUGAGCAAUACACACAGGAAUGUGCAUAUGCAAAAUCUGUGCUAGAAAGAGUUAUCAAAUUCCUUGCUGAAAGAGGGCUCGCAUUUAGAGGACAUACUGAAAUAUUGGGGUCAAGUUCUAAUGACAAUUUUUUGGGAAUUUUGGAGUUGAUUGCUCAGUUUGAUCCAUUCCUCUCCAGUCAUAUUGACAACCAUGGUGGUAAAGGGAAAGGCUCUGUUUCAUACCUGUCAUCGACAAUUUGUGAUGAGUUAAUUGAUGUCAUGGGAAAGCAAGUUAUGAAAACAAUAUUGUCUGAAAUACGUGGAGCAAAAUUUUAUUCGAUUUCUGUUGACUCUACUCCAGACAUAUCUCAUGUUGAUAGGCUGUCAUGUGUCUUUUGA
Hydra vulgaris (swiftwater hydra) is the source of this 1077-nucleotide messenger RNA. RefSeq lists its product as uncharacterized. Lineage: Eukaryota; Metazoa; Cnidaria; Hydrozoa; Anthoathecata; Hydridae. The record is from RefSeq and is a predicted model, not a curated record.